AUGCUCUCCUUCCUUCGCGGUGCGAACCCGCCGCGCACCAACAUCGCCGGGAACAAUCCGAUCGUCUUCGAAGAUGGCCGUUCCAAUGUCAAAUUCCACUCGCGCACUUCCGAGUACUUGAUGACGCACACCAUACCUCCAACCACACCAGAACAUGGCUCCUCUCUUGUCCGACCUCCUUUUCACUACCACAUUUACCAGACUGAACGUUUCCGAGUCCGCUCAGGGACCGCCACAUUGUGGCGCGGCAUCAGUUCCGAACCAUGGAUCACAUUGUCCGCGGAGCCCGGCAAGCAGUCCACAGGCCAAGUUGGACCACGGAGGUAUCACAAAUUUGAGAAUGCCUCGGUGACAGAGGACCUGGUCAUUGACGUUCAGCUUGAUCCGGAAGAUUAUGAGAGAGAACAAAAGUUCUUUCGCAACUUCUUCGGUUAUCUUGAUGAUUGCAGGAAAUCAAAAGUCGCGCCCAGCCUUUUCCAGUUGUUGGUCUUUCUCCAUGAGGCCGACACUCCACUAGGCCUGCCAUUGCCGAACGAGAUGCUGGGUAUUUGGGUCAGCAGGGCGUUCCUCAUCGGGAUGGCGUUCUGGGGCCGGUGGCUUCUUGGGUACCAAGCGACAUAUGGCGAGUACUAUGAGGAUAGAAAGUCGAGAUAA
Molecule: messenger RNA, 654 nt
Organism: Exophiala viscosa
Lineage: Eukaryota; Fungi; Ascomycota; Eurotiomycetes; Chaetothyriales; Herpotrichiellaceae
Exons: 1
Coding region: 1-654 (217 amino acids)
Source: RefSeq, a predicted model, not a curated record